CAUUCUGCGUGGAUAGAAUCUAGUCUUUUUAUAAAUAGGAGCACUGAUUAUCUUGUUUACUGAUGAAACGGUUCUCUGAUAUAUUUGCUAUUUUACCAUUUCCACUACGUGUAGAAUACAUCCAGGUUAUUGGCCUAGGGGCGAUGACAUCUAGCGACAAAUAUUUUACUUUGAAGAAGCUUGUUUUGUUUAAAUGCAAUAUGUAGCCUUUUUUCGUCUGUAGAGUGUGUGGUUUUAAAUGGAUGGCUGAAGGAGAUAAGUAUGUGGGUCGCAAGGUGGGGGGUACAGUAGCUAGGGCCUUGCUAUUGCUGCUGGGGGGCAGAGGAUCGUUCAGCUCACAUGACUGGGCUGUGACUGAGUUGGGUCUUGUGUGUGCAUCUGGAUCUGUGGUGAUGAGUGAGAGGGGAGUGACUACUCAGUGCUCUCUUUGUGGCGAGACAAUCCCUGGGUCAUCCUCUCUUCCAGCUUCUCUGAUCCAGGAGGAAAGUCUCUGGGCCAGGAUUUGGAGACCUUAGCUGGCUACCUCUUCUGGUCCUCAGUCAUCGGGACCUGGAAUGAGAAGAGGAUUCCACACCAGUAUAUACAGCGUGGAUGUCGGAUGGAGAUUGGAACCCAUAGAUCUGUAACUUUUGUAUCUGGAAACUAGUUGUUGGAAAUGACCUCGACUCUCUUUAGAAUGGUUUCUGUCUGAACGGGAUCUUUUUCUUGAAACUCAUUUUUGUCAGCGUGGAGGCAGGGUAUCAACAGAGUGAGAAUCGUGGGUGUUCACCAGCUCUGUGAGUGCUUGACAAACUUUUUCUCUUUACUCCUGUGGAUAUUGUUUUGGAAUCAAACUCGGAGGGCGUGACCAGGGUUUCAGGUCCGAACCCUCAUCCUACACCACUGGGUCACCUAUCCUCAGCAGGGAACUGGUAGACAGAAAGAGGUGGAUAUAGUGCGUUGGACCAACUUCACUGGUUGGAGAAGACAUUUUUUCCUUCUUACCUGUCCUGUACCUGGAUAGGACUUGAGAAACGAGAUGGGGGCUGCCUUCAAGAGGUUCUGUGCUCGGUUCUGUUGCUGCUGCUGCUUUAGCGAUGAUGAAAGUGAGGAGGAGAAGGAGCCUUUAAUCAGUCCUGACACUUUGGAGUACUUUGACCGCGAGGCGAAGAAGCGAAGGGAGCAGGAGCAGAACCUAUGGAGUGAGCCAGGCGACCCGAGCCACUCCGAGAGAGACGAUGACCGGAUCCUGUACAACCUCAUCCAGAACAGGAACCAGACACGCAGGGGCUCGCUGGCGCACCGGCGUCUGAGUGUGGACAUUGAGGGUAUGAGAGAUCUGCGUCGGGAGGUCAGAGACAAGUGGAAGAUGAUCCUGGAGAAUUUAGGAUUCAUGGCGGAGGCGGAGUCUCUGCUGACGGUGUCUGCCAGUGCUUCGUAUGACCGUAUGAAGAACGCCUCGGCGUCACGCACACUACUGCACACACUCCACUCUGAGACAUCCAUCUUUAACACCCGGGAGGCCCCACCUGAGAGAUACCUCUUCAUCCUGGAUCGUCUCAUAUACCUGGAUGCUGCUGAGGACUUCUUGGCGAAGGCUAGACGCUUCUACCCCAAGCGUGAUACUGAUGAUGAAGAUGAGGACAACCCAUUAGCAGUCAACCUGCCGUUGCUACUGGCCAGAGUGAACCGCACCAUGAACAGAGAAGGGAGCGAUGAUGAGGACAAGAGGCUGGAUGAGGAAGAUGGGAGCGGAAGAGAGGAGGACAACUUCUAGACGGAACAGGAGCUGCAAUGACCUCAAACAGUAGACAGGGGGCAAUAGUUAGUUGUUUAUGUUGCAGAGUUGGGAGUAUACAAGGACUAGGAUGUCUGAUUCUGAAUAUACUCUGUUGAAAAUACUCUCCCAAUUUACACUAACACUAGGGGCUCUAUUCAAUCUGUGUUGCUGAAGUGUUACAGAUUGUGCGAUAGAAAUGUUAACGUAAUUUCUGACUGAACAGACAUAUGCCAUGUUUACCUGCUAACACGGGAACAUUGCCUUCACAUUUCAAUCACGCUGUAACGCUGAACUUCCGCCAUACAAACUGAAUAGAGCCCGAGGUUUGAACAAAAAAUAUACAGCUUUCCUUUCACCUCAUCAGAACCAUGAUCCAAUAUGAUUCUGUUUCUCUGUUUAGGCAGACUUAGCUGGGUCUCAGGUAUAUUAGGGAGAGUUUGAGGUUAUCACCCUGCCAUUUUUUAAAAUCCAUCCAGACAGUGUUAGUUACCCAACUCCCUGGGUCUGUUCAUUAUUCGUCUCCGCCAGGGAACACAGUGGACACAGUUAAACACAGCACUGAAACCCGUAGGGCACAGCUGUCCUGUUCCACAUCAGCACUUUGUCUCAUGAUUAUCAGCACUUGUUUUAUCGAGUCACAAGACAGUCUUUUAAAACCAGUAGUUAAGAUUACCUUGGAAUAAAUGUGUGUUAAACCAAU
This is a messenger RNA of Oncorhynchus mykiss (rainbow trout), 2459 nucleotides long. Its product is annotated as melanoregulin. Gene Ontology annotation, cellular component: melanosome. Gene Ontology annotation, biological process: melanosome transport. The record is from RefSeq and is a predicted model, not a curated record. NCBI's taxonomy places the organism in Eukaryota, Metazoa, Chordata, Actinopteri, Salmoniformes, Salmonidae.